AUGAAGGCAGCAUCUUUCUUCAAUCUGACCUUGGGCGUCAACUCUGAAGCUUCCGAAGAAUAUUUCUUUGGGGCUUCUGAGAAGCACUCUCUCCAAACAAACUGGAAGACCUUCGACGAGCAGCCUCUAAGCUCAGCAUCAUUUAUGGAUCUUCUAGCUAACACCAUCCCACUGGUGAGGGCGAAGAAAUUUCUGACAUCAGAAGAAUGUAAGAAAAUGCUCGAAACCAUCAGAACGCACCAGAUUGGCGAAUACAAUACAACCAAUGUGUGGCCACGUGUAGGACAAGUGGGCAUUACCCAAUUUGAUCAUGGUCCGUUCUUGGUGAAAGCAGAUAUGUCGCAGCAAGAGUUGACGAACUUGGUAGAUAUGAGAUCGUAUUUCGAGGGCGUUGAAGAAGCCAAUUCUCUGCUCCGCCGCUGGAAAGACGAAGCUGGAAUCGAUAUAAUAGGACGCAUCCUCACAACUCUACAGCAAACUACAGGCAUGCCUACCCGAAUUGCACGUGAAGGCGAUAAGGAGUAUUUCGCAGGUCUGAUGCGAACCGUUGAUACUGGGAUCCAAGUCCAUGCGGAUUACGCACCAUAUAACAUCCUUCUGAAUCCAGUCCGUAGCAGCGAUACUCUCAUCUUUGACCGUCAAUGGCUGGCGCCCGAAGACGAUGUGGCAUGGCGCAAGGCGUUUCCGCGUUACGCACACGAGCCUGGUGUAAUCGAAGGUCGUGCUUUCAAGGCGAUGAAACCGGUUCCUGGAGACCUGACGUUCUUCAAUCCUAGGGGAGAUCAAAUGUGCUGUGUCUCCGGUCGCUGCGACUGACCACGGGUAAGAACUAUCACGAGGUGAAAGGUUGUGAUUCCAGGAAAGAAGAUUUGGAAGUGCCACUUCGCUUCACUGUGAGCUCGUUCAUAGGAUAUCUGCCGGCAACAGAGUCUGAGCCGGCAACGUUGAUUUUGUGGUGGUCGUGAUGCCAAAGGACAUCAGCAAACAAUCAAGACAAUGAUGUCAACAGUAGCAGAAAUAACGUAUCGCAUUAGAUGGGGAACUAUGUAGCUGAAAGCAAGAAUGAAGAAUGGUUGAUCUUGUGCAUCUCUGCUUCAGGAAACUUCAGGUGCACUGAUGAUGCUAACAGCGAGAAGAUGUUUUCGAUCUAAUGUCAUAACUUUAGAACAUCACUUGAUGAUACAAUCUGCUUACGAAGCAGUUGCCAGAU
Molecule: messenger RNA, 1210 nt
Organism: Mollisia scopiformis
Lineage: Eukaryota; Fungi; Ascomycota; Leotiomycetes; Helotiales; Mollisiaceae
Exons: 3
Coding region: 1-816 (271 amino acids)
Source: RefSeq, a predicted model, not a curated record